Molecule: messenger RNA, 1835 nt
Organism: Cryptomeria japonica (Japanese cedar)
Lineage: Eukaryota; Viridiplantae; Streptophyta; Pinopsida; Cupressales; Cupressaceae
Product: dof zinc finger protein DOF2.4
Exons: 2
Coding region: 461-1498 (345 amino acids)
Biological process (GO): regulation of DNA-templated transcription
Molecular function (GO): DNA-binding transcription factor activity; DNA binding
Source: RefSeq, a predicted model, not a curated record
GCGUGCGGGGUUGGGGGUUGAAUUGAAGGUGCAUUGAGAGAGAGAGAGAGAGACAGUGAGAUAAGGUUUUGUAAGAGCAGAGGCGCAGAUUUCGUGACAUUUGACAGAAGGAGGGCAUGGCGUGGGCGUAGUUUGGCGGCAACUAACGGGCAUCGCGUUGGUUCGCCUUGGCAUCGAAUCCACAGCAGAGCCAUCAUCAUCUCCUGUCACGUGCUAACCGCUGUUCUACAUGCUUGGAUUCCACGCGCUCUGGACGACGGGGAAUAUGUAGAAAAAAGAACAAGAAGCCUUGCAUUUUCAUUUUCAUUUGCAUUUCUCGACUGCAAUGUGCGUGCUCAUCACCACCCUGCAAUUCUCGGUCUCUCAAUUCGGUUUGCCCAUGAGCUAGCAUUCUUUCUUUUCCUUGGUGGCGGCGGAGUCUUUUGGGUUUGGGUUUGGAUUUGGUUUUUUGGGUAGCAAUAUGCAGGAUACGAGUGGUUCGCAGAGCGAUGAAAUGACGGCGGCGGCGGCGGCAGCGGCAGUGGUGGAGUCAUCUUCUCGUCUGUUGACAGAAAGGCGAGGGAAGUUGCAGCCACCAGCGCAGGCGCUGAAAUGCCCACGGUGUGAGUCGAUGAACACAAAGUUUUGUUACUACAACAACUACAAUCUUUCACAGCCGCGGCAUUUUUGCAAGAACUGUCGGCGCUACUGGACAAAGGGCGGAUCUCUGAGAAAUGUUCCCGUCGGCGGCGGCUGCCGGAAGAACAAGCGAUCCUCCAAGCACAAAAGCGGCGGCGAUCAGCGGAAUCAUAACAAUUUGGCGGAGAAAGCAGCGGUUUCUAAGGCGGUUAGCAGCUCUGAUAAAGUUGGAGGAGGCGGUGGGGGGAGUUCUUCCAGUUCUUCUCUUGUUAACAAUAACAACAUUCAGGAAGGCUCUGAUAGAAGUGAAUGUAAUACCAAUUCCAAUAACAACAACAAUAAUAGCAGCAGUGCAGUGAGUGGUGCCGUUUUUCAUACGGAUCUUCAUCAAACACAACUGCUGAAUUCCGGUGGUAACAGCAUAAGCGGGUCAAUCUCUUAUGAAAACCCCCAGUUUAGCGUAAGCCCCGGUUUAUUUAGCGGGAAUUGGAGCAGAAUUAGCCCGCUUGACAUCCAAUGGAAGCAGCAGCAGUCAUUGACGUCUUUGUUGACGGACGGGAGAGCGUCAUUUGACGGAUCUGCCAUUGCUGAGCCGCCGCCUCUGUUAGAAGACAUAACUAGCAUAGGGGAAGCCGCCAUAUCGAGAUUCCUCAAGGCAACCCCGGCUUCAUGGCCAAGCUUAUUACAGGACCAGCAAAAUAGCAGCAGCAAUAAUAAUAAUAAUAAUAACCAAGGGCAUGCUUUUGAAUGGCAGACAAAUGGGAGUGGUAUUAAUAUUAGUAAUAACAGUGAAGCUUCUUUUCUGAGCGAUCUGGGGCCUUGGAGCGGGGGAAACUGGCCGGAUCUUAGCAACUAUGGCCCCGGCUCAAGCUUGCCGUGAUGACAGUUUGAUGAUGCAGAAAUUUUUCUCAGUGUUGAGAAAGAGAGAAAGAGAAAGUGAGGCCUGACUGAUGAUGUUCAGCUGUUGCUGCUGUACAGUUUACUUGUAUGAAUUCAUCGUGCCCAUUUUAGAGGCACAGUACCCAUGUGUGGCCUGUGGAGAAAUAAGAUUUAGAAACUGAAAAAACAAAAAAAGGGUUUUCUUCCUCUUCUUCUUCUUCUUCUUCUUCUUGUUCUUAUAUGUAAUCAUCUGGAAGCAAAACAACUCCUUCAAUCCUUACUCUGUGAAGUUGAAGAGAAUUGGGUUUAAUUUUAAAAUUUGAGCACUAUUUACUAUC